Messenger RNA from Nannospalax galili (Upper Galilee mountains blind mole rat), 2433 nucleotides. RefSeq names its product DNA fragmentation factor subunit beta (gene Dffb). Gene Ontology annotation, molecular function: DNA endonuclease activity. Bases 667 to 1428 code for a protein of 253 amino acids. Gene Ontology annotation, cellular component: nucleus; cytoplasm. The transcript is spliced from 7 exons. The record is from RefSeq and is a predicted model, not a curated record. NCBI's taxonomy places the organism in Eukaryota, Metazoa, Chordata, Mammalia, Rodentia, Spalacidae. Gene Ontology annotation, biological process: apoptotic DNA fragmentation.
CCCCAUUUUUCCCCUGCACCUCCCCGCCCGCUCCCCAGACUGGUCGUGCGCCUGCGCGCUGAGCCCUUUGGAGCCCGGCUGGGGUUUCACGUGCUGCUUUUGGAAGGUGAACGCGCGCUGCCCAGCCGCCACUUGACGUGUUUUAGGGGCCCUGGCUCGGACCGACACCCGUCCCUGUGCUCGCGCGGCCAGGAGGCGGCCGGUCUGCGGGUCUUAGGCCCCGGACGGUGAGCAGCUGUUCCUGCCCCGCAGCUCCCGGUGGCGGGCUCCCGCCUGUGCCUGUACGAGGACGGCACGGAGGUGACGGAAGACUGCUUCCCGGGCCUCCCGGACGACGCCGAGCUCCUGCUGCUCACCGCGGGCCAGACGUGGCAGGGCUGGCAGCAUGAAUGUGUUUCCGUCUGUUCCCCCCAAUGGUGACAGAUGUGAGUGACAUCAGUCGCUUCCUCAGCGUGUUUCAUGAGCCACACUCCGGGGUCGUCCAGGCGGCAAGGAAGCUGCUGUCAGAUGAGCAGUCCCCACUGAGGCAGAAGUUGCUGAGUGACCUUCUGCACCACGUCAGCCAGAACAUUGCUGCUGAGACGCGGGAGCAGGACCCAUCCUGGUUUGAAGCCAAGGCUCUGGCCCCAUGGCGCAGCACCUCUGUUCCACUUUCCUUCUCUCGAAAUGGGACAGCUCCACGUGUCUUGCCAUGUGGCGUCUCAUUUUGGUUUGCUUGGCACCUGGGCAGGGCAGGGCAGAAACCGAGAGGCCGUGGUCCGCCUGAGGGCUCCACGGGGCCGUCUUCUUGCAGGCUUGGAGCCUCGAUUCAGGAAUAAGUCUGGCUACCUGAGAUACAGCUGCGAGAGCCGAAUCCGGAGUUACCUGAGAGAGGUCAGUGCUUACACCUCCAUGGUAGAUGCAGAGGCUCAAGAGGACUACUCGAGGAUCCUCCGCUCCAUGUGCCAGAAGCUCAGGUCUGUGCACUACAACGGCAGCUACUUCGACAGAGGAGCAGAGGCUGGCGGCCGUCUCUGUACAACGGAAGGCUGGUUCUCCUGUCAGGACAGUAGCGAGAGACCUCGUUCCAGACCCUGUCCUUGGCCACUGCAGGGCCCGUUUGACCUGGAUAGCUGCUCCUCCAAGCAUUCCAUCAACCCCUAUGGCAACAGGGAGAGCCGGAUCCUCUUCAGCACGUGGAACCUGGAUCAUAUAAUAGAGAAAAAGCGUACCAUUGUGCCGACCCUGGCCGAAGCCGUCCAGGAGCAGGCCGGAAGAGAGGUGGACUGGGAGUACUUCUACAGCCUGCUGUUCACCUCGCAGAACCUGAAAUUGGUGCACAUAGCCUGUCACAAGAAGACCACGCACAAACUCCAGUGUGACCGCAGCAGGAUCUACAGAGCCCGGACAGGACCCGGGAAGCAUCCGCCUGCUCGGAAGCGCCGGUGAUGCCUGCCGUGGAGAGGCCCCAGUGCCGUGGUAACGGGCUGUUCUUUGUCACUCGAGUUUCUGAAAAAAGCUUUAAAACUUUCCCAUAGGUGUGAUUCCAGCAUACUCUGGAGGACAGCACCAGGCGCUUGCCGGACGCAUACCUGCAGGUUCUGGAGUCUUCCUGCUCUGCCUUGCUGGCACUGUGCUUCUGUGGCAGGGCCUCUGUGCCUGUGACCCAGGGUGGAACGUGGCCACCGGGGUGUGAGGGAUAUUGAUUUAUGCCUUGGCUCCCUGUUGAUCUCCAUGGCAGCUCUAUCAACUCUUCAAAAACUGGUGCUUCUGGGGUGAAAUGCUUGUAGUUCCUAACGCGAAAGGCUUGCUACUGAAUUGUUUAAAACUGCAGAGUGGUGAUCUUCCAAAUGCCUCUCAGUGGGAACAGUAGGCUGUGGCACUAUGUGGAGCCAAGAGAAACUACUGUUUUUAGUAGUUUUAUAGUAGUUUUAAGAUGGUGGCUGUCCUUUUCAUAACACAUGCCUUACAUGUAGACAUGCAGUUAUUGCAUGAGCCGUUGUGAGUUAGGCAUUCUGGUACAGAAAUGGGAACUAUUGAACAUACAGUAGCUCAGCUAUACAAUGUACAGUGCCUUGGGCUGUCUGUGGGUUUUGACGUGGAGUCCUGCUUUGUAGCCCAGGCAGGCCUUAAACUCAGGAUCCUUCUGCCUUAUUCUCCCAAGUCGGAAUGACAGGUGUGCAGCCAUGCCAUGCUUGGCUUUUGGUUUGGUGAAUGUGUUGGCUUGGGCACAGUCUGAGGAGACACCAAAUUGAACACAGUGAUCUGGGGGGACCCAGCAGGGUGGGAUUGGGUCUCCCAAUACUAAUGUCCUAUAUCGUGUAUUUUAUUAAUACUUGAUUCUUUUGGAUAAGCAUUUUGUAACAUUUCAUGUUUUUUAAGGUCAUAUAUUUUAUAAUAUUUGGAUUUUUACAUUUACCAUGUAAUCAGGAAAAGCAAUAAAGUUCUAAAAUA